GAACCACGUAGUUCAAAGUCGAACUUGAAACCGGACUGAGGGGUGCGCAGUAAAGUAACUGCGUGUGCACAACAGCAAUACGUCAUUAAGGAAGGAGCAAGUGAAGGAUAAAACAAUGAAUACACUUCUGGUCACAGUUUUAGCCUACCUUAUUACACUGUGUAGUGGUAAAACUUCUGAUACGACCAGCUCUGUUAAUGAGAAAACAUCGAAGGAAACUGCAAGGGAGAUAGCUGGGUAUUCUGAAGUUGCUCUGGAUAUCAUUAAUCUUGCUGUUAGUGGCAAAGCUCAAAACCGAUCUUAUAACAGACUGGCUGAUUUCACAGAUACCAUAGGAAACAGACUGAGUGGAUCACCAAAUCUCGAGCUUGCCAUCAAGUACAUGUACAAUGCUCUAACUCAGGAUGGCCUAGAGAAUGUCCAUCUGGAGCCUGUCAAGGUUCCUCACUGGGUGAGAGGAGAGGAGUCUGCCAUGAUGCUGGAACCUAGGAAUCACAGCAUGGCCAUUCUCGGUUUGGGAAGCAGUAUUGGGACCCCUUCAGCAGGAAUCACGGCGGAGGUGAUUGUAGUGCAUUCAUUUGACGAGUUACACCAAAGAGCUCAAGAGGCUAAAGGGAAGAUUGUUGUGUAUAACCAGCCAUUCGUCGGAUAUGGUGAAAGUGUGCAGUACCGAGCUUUUGGAGCUACAGAAGCGGCUAAGGUUGGGGCAGUGGCUUCGCUCAUAAGAUCUGUUACUCCGUUUUCUAUUAACAGUCCACACACUGGAUGGCAAGAUUACAGCCCUGGCGUGCCAAAGAUCCCCACAGCCUGUAUAACAGUGGAGGAUGCUGAGAUGAUGGCACGCAUGGCACAUCAAGGCACCAAGAUAGUGAUUCAUCUGCAGAUGGGAGCCAAGACUUACCCAGAUGCGGACUCCUACAACACAGUGGCAGAAAUUGUUGGCAGCAAGUUCCCAGAACAGACUGUGUUAAUUAGUGGCCACCUGGACAGCUGGGAUGUAGGGCAAGGGGCCAUGGACGAUGGUGGUGGAGCCUUCAUCUCAUGGGAGGCACUUUCUCUUAUCAAAGACCUUGGCCUGCGCCCUAAGAGAACCCUUCGGAUGGUGCUUUGGACUGGAGAGGAGCAGGGCGGGGUUGGAGCGGAGCAGUACUACCAGCUUCACAAGGUGAAUAUCUCAAACUUUGACCUGGUAAUGGAAUCGGACAUAGGCACAUUUACACCUCUUGGCCUUCAGUUCACUGGGAUCGACAAAGCCCAAGCAAUCAUGAAGCAGGUCAUGAUGCUGCUGCAACCUAUCAACGUCACUGGCCUGUCCGAGCAUGGAGAGGGAACUGACAUUAACUUCUGGAUGCAAGGUGGCGUACCAGGAGCCAGCCUCCACGAUGAUGCAAGUAAAUAUUUCUGGUUUCACCACACUGAAGCAGACACUAUGUCAGUCCAGGACCCUGUCCAGAUGAAUCUGUGUUCGGCUGUGUGGGCUGUCGUUUCCUAUGUUGUUGCUGAUUUGGAGGAGAUGUUGCCAAGGUAGUGCAGAGAGGGCAAUAUGAUUUAUGCUUCUCUGUAUGAGAUGACACACGAGGGUUACAGCUGUGAAGGGAUUAUUGCAUGCCAAAUCAAAUGAUUUUUAUUGUUUUUGUUUGUUUCUUUUACCUCAAAUCACAUUCCUUUUACUUAGCAACUGUUUAUUUGCAGUUUUACCUGAUGCACUUCUUCUUUGUGACAAAGAUUGUUUUAUAGUGUUUUUUAGCUUGUAAAAAUAUAGUGAAUAAAGACACUGUAUUCUC
Molecule: messenger RNA, 1784 nt
Organism: Polyodon spathula (Mississippi paddlefish)
Lineage: Eukaryota; Metazoa; Chordata; Actinopteri; Acipenseriformes; Polyodontidae
Product: carboxypeptidase Q-like
Exons: 8
Coding region: 116-1528 (470 amino acids)
Biological process (GO): peptide catabolic process; proteolysis
Molecular function (GO): metallodipeptidase activity
Source: RefSeq, a predicted model, not a curated record